Messenger RNA from Manduca sexta (tobacco hornworm), 1156 nucleotides. Its product is annotated as regucalcin. Bases 91 to 1098 code for a protein of 335 amino acids. Lineage: Eukaryota; Metazoa; Arthropoda; Insecta; Lepidoptera; Sphingidae. The transcript is spliced from 6 exons. The record is from RefSeq and is a predicted model, not a curated record. Gene Ontology annotation, biological process: L-ascorbic acid biosynthetic process. Gene Ontology annotation, molecular function: gluconolactonase activity; enzyme regulator activity; calcium ion binding.
CAAUCACCGUCCACAGCCUAACAGCUACAUUGACCGCUGACUCGCGACCCGCUACAGACGUGUUUUAAACAAUAAUAUUUUUUUAUAAACAUGAAUAAUUUGGCCACGGGAUGUGUUUUAGCGUUGUUGUUCAUACUCGGCAGUGCGUAUAGAUCGACUACACCGUUAAUUAAAAACGUGUAUUGUGGCGGCACACACUUCGAGGGUCCACACUGGUCCGGCCCUGAUAAUGCGCUGUACUGGGUCGAUAUACAGGGUCAAAAAGUUCUGCGCCUGGAUCCAGGAACGAAUAAUGUUACCAGCAAAUCAAUAGGUUACGGGCCUGUGUCAAUGGUGGUAACCGUUAAGGACAACCCGGGAAUAUUGCUGGUGGCGGUCAGAGCAGAAGUUUACUUCAUGUCGUGGGACAACUUCGAAGACGACAGUUCGUUGCGGUUGCUCAGUGUGCUCGACCUGGGCCGUCCAGACAAUAGGUGUAAUGAUGGAAAGGUCGACGCUAAGGGAAGACUUUGGAUCGGUACAAUGGGAAAAGAAGUGGGCAACAACGUAGAUAAAGACCAAGCAACUCUAUACAUGCUGAGUGAAGAGAACUAUUUAAACCCUGUGGAAGAAGUGCGGCCCGUCACCGUAUCCAACGGCAUCGCUUGGACAUCCGAUAACAAGUUCAUGUUCUACAUAGAUACACCCACCAGGAAUAUUGAUGUGUUUGACUUUGAUCUGGAGAAUGGGAGUAUCCGCAAUAGAAGGACAAUAUUCAGUUUCCAAGCCAACAAUGUGACUGGACUGCCCGAUGGUAUGACUAUCGACAGUGAUGGCAACUUAUGGGUAGCAUGUUUCAAUGGUGGAAAGGUGAUCAAAAUAGACUCAAGAGCUGGAAAACUGCUGGAGCAGCACAAAUUACCUGUAUCAAAAGUGACCUCAGUAAUGUGGGGAGGUCACGAUUUGUCUACAUUAUUUGUGACCACUAGUAAAGUGGGACUCAGCAACGCAGAACUAGCACAACAACCUGAAGCAGGGUCGAUCUUUGCCAUAGAGGAUACAGGCUCAAAAGGACUGCCUGAAAACCAAUUUGUUUUUACUGGAGCUGCCAAUUAUUAAUAUAUUCAAGUUUUAUUAUAUUGUUAUUAUUUUUCUAAAGUAAAUAAUGAAAUAUUUC